UGGCCAGCAUCCAGAGGCUCCCGGCACUGUCUGUGAUGACUGACAUCAACUUCCCUAUGAAGGGCCGUAAAGGCAUGGUGGACUGGGCCAGGAACUCUGAGGACAAGGUGGUUAUCCCCAAGGGCAUCUUUCUACCACAGUCUGCAGACAUGGAUGGAUCACCUGUUUUCAUCCUGGGGACAGUCCUGUACAAGACUCUGGGACUGAUGCUGCCUUCACCAAGGAACCACACGGCAGUGAGCUCCAAAGUCAUUGCUGUCACAGUGAGACCAGAGCCCAGGAUAACAGAGUCACACCUGGAGAUCGAGCUGGCUCACCUGGCCAACGGAACCCUGAGUCCUUACUGUGCAUUGUGGGAUAACAGCGUCAUGAACGAUUCUUGGGGAACCUGGUCGAGUAAAGGAUGUAAAACCGUACUAACCGAUGCAUCCCAUACAAAAUGCUUAUGUGAUCGUGUAUCUACCUUCGCCAUUUUGGCACAGCAACCAAGAGAAAUAACCAUGGAGUACUCAGCGGUCCCCUCUGUGACUUUGAUCAUUGGUUGUGGUCUGUCCUGUCUCGCCUUGAUCCUGUUGCUAGUGGUCUAUGCUAUUCUAUGGAGAUAUAUCCGGUCUGAGCGGUCCAUCAUCCUAAUCAACUUCUGCCUGUCAAUCAUCUCCUCCAACCUCCUCAUCCUGGUUGGACAGACACAGACACACAAUGCGUGGACAGACUACAUCUGA
This is a messenger RNA of Oncorhynchus keta (chum salmon), 722 nucleotides long. RefSeq names its product adhesion G protein-coupled receptor B3-like. Gene Ontology annotation, cellular component: membrane; postsynapse; synaptic cleft. NCBI's taxonomy places the organism in Eukaryota, Metazoa, Chordata, Actinopteri, Salmoniformes, Salmonidae. Gene Ontology annotation, molecular function: G protein-coupled receptor activity. The record is from RefSeq and is a predicted model, not a curated record. The annotation marks the transcript as partial. The transcript is spliced from 8 exons. Gene Ontology annotation, biological process: neuron remodeling; adenylate cyclase-activating G protein-coupled receptor signaling pathway; negative regulation of angiogenesis.